This is a messenger RNA of Drosophila busckii, 1602 nucleotides long. RefSeq names its product CG5793. The coding region runs from base 158 to 1531 and encodes 457 amino acids. Lineage: Eukaryota; Metazoa; Arthropoda; Insecta; Diptera; Drosophilidae. The transcript is spliced from 3 exons. The record is from RefSeq and is a predicted model, not a curated record.
UGUUGCGGUAUUUAGCAAAUACCAGUAGGCUAUAAAAUUGAAUUGUAUAAAAUUCCUAAAAUGACAGAUAAUUUAAUGUUCCGGUGUACGAAACAUUAAUUCAAAUCAAUUUCAAGGAAUUUUAAAUAAAACUAAAAGCUUUUUAAGUAAUAAGUAAAUGUUAAUUUUGCUUUUAAGAUAUUCAUCGAUUCUCGAUCCACUAAUUGAAAUGGGUCAAGACAAUUCCAAGCCCAGCACAUAUGAAGAGGAUAAAAACGGGGGAAAGGAUUACAAAAAAGCAAAGAUUGGCGCAAUUUCCAUCUAUGAUAACGUAGUGCCGAAAUGGAUUCAUAGAAAUGUGUUUUUGGAGAUUCUUACAGAACAUAUACCAAAUUUUAAAAGGAUCAAAAAGUUUCGUGUGGGCCUAGCAAAUUCGGAUGAUGAAAAUUAUUCAUCGUUGUUGCUUAGGGUUCGCAUCAAAGUAGAGUUGACUGAUGAAACCAUUGAGCACUUAUCAUUUAUAUUAAAAGUACCCCAUGAGUCGGCUGAGAUGCAGCAAAUGCUUAAGACCGUAAACUUUUUCGACAUAGAAAAUGCAACAUAUACCGAUCUUAUAAGCAAGUUUCAGUCAUUUUAUGAGGAUUUAGGCUUAGAUAUAGUAUUUGCACCAAAGCAUUAUCGAUUUAAGACUGGCUUGGAGAACGAACCCAAGCUAGCUAAUACUGUGCUAAUGGAGGAUCUCUGUGAGCAAGGCUAUGCGAAUCUGAACCGCCUGGAGUGCGUUAACUUUGAGCAGACCAAAAUGGUGCUACAAAAGCUGGCACAAUAUCAUGCUGCUGGUGCUCAGUGCCGAGUCGUCAAUGGUCCUUAUUCCUCAAUCUAUACGCAAGAGAUGUUUGACGCCAACGAGGAUCGUUGUUUGUUUAUACUGAAUGGGAUUAUGGGACCGUUUAUGUCAAUGUUUUUGGAGACUCUAAAAAGCUAUAAAAAUGGUGAUAUCUAUUAUGAUAAGUUUCUAACUAUUUCAGCAAAUUUAAGCAAGCGCUUUUUCACCUUGAGCAAGUAUGAUCCGGAGGAGUUCAAUGUCAUCAAUCAUGGGGAUUGCUUUGUGAACAAUUUACUCUUCAAGUUCGGUACAGAGGACAAGUUAAUUGAUGUGCGCUUUGUGGAUUUCCAGUUGCCACGCUAUGGACAUCCCUCUAUUGAUUUAUUCAAUUUUAUAUUGACAUCUGUGCAUAUAGAUUACAAGCUUAAGCAGUUUGAUUAUUUUAUCAAAUAUUAUCAUGAUCAGCUAAUCAAGCAUCUGCAAUUAUUUGAAUAUAAAGAAUAUAUACCUAGUCUAAAAGAACUACAUAUGGAACUCUAUAAAUAUGGCAUAUACGCUAUUACCGCUUCAGUCAUGGUGCUGCCCGUGGUGCUAAUGGAACCCAGGGAGGAGGAGUCCAUAGACGGCAAGCAAUUCAAGGAUCUGCUGUACACAAAUUCACGCUAUCGUGCGUAUAUUGAGGAAAUACUUCCUUGGCUAGACAAUCGAGGACUUUUGGAUAUGUGAACAGCAAUAACGUUACAUUUUUUAGAUUAUAGUUUAUAUAUAAACGCGUUCUAUUUGAAGUAACAAAAUAA